CUCAAUCGCACGUGCAUUGCUCAAAUUGUUUCUCUCUCUGUGUGUUUACAUUUUUGCAAAGUGCACCGCAUCUCGUGCUUAUAAAAAAAUUGUUUUAAUUAUUUCUUAUUUUUAUUGAUAAAUAGUCAAAAUUCGCGUCUAAUAUAAUAAGAGAAGAUGUUUGUCAACGAAGUGAAUGAUGUGAAAAUAUAUAAUCUAAGCGCUGGAAAAUCUGUGCCAGAAUGGCUUACAGAUCGUCGCAAGCGUUCCCAAUUAAUGAAGAAGGUCGAUUCACGUCGACAAAUUGAGCUUAUACAGGAUUUUGAUAUGCCAGGUGUUUGUACAUCGAUACGCAUGAGCCCCGAUCAACAGUAUAUAUUAGCGACAGGCACCUAUAAGCCACGAGUUAAAUGCUUUGAAGUCAGUAAUUUAUCUAUUAAGUUUGAGCGUUGCUUUGAUUCGGAGGUGACAACAUUUGAGGCCAUCAGUGAUGAUUACAGUAAAUUAGUUUUUUUACAGUGUGAUCGGUUUGUUGAAGUUCAUUCUGCCUCCGGCCGACACUACCGUUUGCGUAUACCACGCUUUGGACGUGAUAUGAAGUACCACAAACCAUCUUGUGAUCUCUUCGUUGUGGGAACAACGCGUGACAUUUACCGUUUGAACUUAGAGCGUGGGCAAUUUUUGCAACCAUUUGAAACGGAUGCAAGUUGUAACAAUGCUUGCGAUAUUAAUCCCGAACAUCAAUUACUUAUUGUUGGUAGUAAAGAGGGCACGGUAGAAGCUUGGGAUCCACGUAGCAAAUCACGUGUGGGCACUUUGGACGUAGCGAUAAAAUUGCCAGGCACAAAAACGUUUCCGUCCGUAUCCGCUUUGAAAUUUAAGAAUGGCUUGCAAAUGGGCGUAGGCACAGCUUCGGGACAUGUGUUACUCUAUGAUAUACGUGCACAAGCACCAUUGCUGGUAAAAGAUCAUUUAAAUAAAGUGCCGGUAAAACGUAUAUCUUUCAAUCCGAGUCAUCAAACAGUAUAUUCGUUGGAUGAUGCCAUGCUAAAGUUAUGGGAUGAAAAUACGGGCAAACAAGUGGCAUACAUUGAAUCCGCUACCACUUUUAAUGAUUUCUGUACCAUACCCGAGACAGGAAUGGUAUUCCUUGCUCAAGAAGAUGUCAAAAUGUUAACCUAUUAUGUGCCAUCAAUGGGUCCCGCGCCGCGUUGGUGUUCAUUCUUAGAUAACCUCACCGAGGAAAUAGAAUCUGAGGUGGUGGAGAAUAUGUAUGACGACUACCAGUUUAUAACACAAAAGGAGUUGGAAGAACUAGGCUUGGAACACUUAAUUGGAAGCAAUCUACUAAAGGGUUACAUGCAUGGUUACUUUAUCGAUGCUCGUUUGUACAAUAAGGCUAAAGCGGUGGCUGAUCCAUUUGCUUUCGAACGCUUCCGCAAAGAGAAGAUACGUAAAGAAAUCGAAAGCGAACGGAAGUCACGUUUGCAGAUCAAAACGAAACUACCAAAAGUCAAUCAAGAAUUGGCACUCAAAAUUAUGGACGAACAAACAAAUAAUGCAAAAGCAGCCAAAACCACAAAUCUACUUGAGGAUACACGUUUCAAGGCAAUGUUCGAAAAUCCUGAAUUUGCUAUUAACAAAGGUGCCGAGGAAUACAAAUUACUGGCACCAGUAUUGAAUCGCCUGGAAAAAUCCAAAAUCAAGGAUAUUAAAAAACGUAUCGAAGUGGCGCGUGUUGCGGAGUUGCAUGCUGAAGAGGCGAAACCACACGAGGAAAGUGACAACGAUGAAGAUCUGUUCGGCUUUGAGAAAAGCGAUGACGAUAACGAAAAAUCGCCUGACGAAGAUUCUUCCGAUGAAGAAGGUAUGCGCGAUUAUGCGAAGGAAAUGAAGAGAGCCUACAAAGAUGUUAGAAAGCAACGUGAGGAAGAGGUCGAAGCAAUGGAAAAUGAAAAAGAAGGCGAAGCACAUAGUGAAAAUGAGCAGAUAAUUAAAUCAGCUAAUGCAAAUAAUUCGGAAAACAGUAAACAGCGAGGAGGUCAGGUCAAAAUGACCUCUUUAGAAGAUCACAACAUGAAGCUGAGCGAAAUGCGCUCUAAAAUAAUGAAAAUAAGUCUAAAAGAUCGUGUCAGAUUCAAUGAAGUCACCAAAGCGAACGUGACCACGAUUGGACGUAAUUUGGGCAACCGACAAAUGACGUUCGACUUAAAAAGGAAACCCACGAAAGAUGAAAAGAAGCGCGAAUACUUAAUGAAAAAACAUAGGGAAGAAAGAAAAAAGGUUAUACGACCUAUAAAUACGCUGAAACUUAAAAAAGUAAAUUUUAAGUAA
This is a messenger RNA of Bactrocera latifrons, 2313 nucleotides long. RefSeq names its product nucleolar protein 10 (gene l(2)34Fd). The record is from RefSeq and is a predicted model, not a curated record. NCBI's taxonomy places the organism in Eukaryota, Metazoa, Arthropoda, Insecta, Diptera, Tephritidae. The transcript is spliced from 6 exons. The coding region runs from base 157 to 2313 and encodes 718 amino acids. Gene Ontology annotation, biological process: maturation of SSU-rRNA from tricistronic rRNA transcript (SSU-rRNA, 5.8S rRNA, LSU-rRNA). Gene Ontology annotation, cellular component: nucleolus; nucleus; small-subunit processome. Gene Ontology annotation, molecular function: protein binding.